GACCAGUAGGCUAAUGGCACGACGCACAAUGGCUCUUCUUCCUCAGUGGUCUUCUCGUAUUUUUUCAGUGGAUCUGGAUGGAGCACCUCUCUACUUUGCAAUUCAAGAAAAACACCAGGGAACCGAGGUGCCACAUGUGUUCAGAAGAGUUCAACAGUAUGACAGAUGUUACUCUCUCCUUGUGUGCAGCAGCGACAGAGUCCGAAAAGCCAAGUUUUACUGGGAGCUGAAAGACAGACUGUUGAGAGACUUGCCUCGGGAGUGUAAUUUGUCUCCUAUGUCCUCAUUUCUGCCAAACGUAAAGGAUUCACUCAUCAAGGGGUACGUUUUAAAGGAUUCAUCCAAGAGUUCCUCCCGGACAGAGGGCCUUCUGCGACAUUUAAUCCAGCAUGACCCAGUGUUAGUGUGUUCAUACUUAAGAGGUGAAGAUGGUCGACCGUGGACACAGCAUCUCUGGUCACAUGCAGAGGGCUCAACGAUGGAAACGUCCAACAAUUACUAUGUGGUACCAUCAGAAGCGCCAGAAUAUCACCCAUCUACCCUUAACAUCAUCAACUCUGAUGUUUUCUACAGUUUUCGGGAAGCCUAUGAAGUUUUAAAGAAGUGUGGUGACAUCAUCCCAGAGGCAACGUCUGUACUAGAGCUCUUGUCCAGCAGAUUGGAGGCCAGACGUAAACCAGACUUCCCUGUUAUUGUCAUAGAAGGCCUGGAUGCCACAGGUAAGACGACUCUGACGGAAUCUCUAAGGGAUACUCUUGGAGCCACUCUUCUGCGGUCCCCUCCCCAGUGCCUCUCCCCCUGGAGGGCCCGCUUUGAUCAGGAGCCACCCCUCAUCCGCAGGGCCUUCUACGCUCUGGGGAACUACAUCACAGCAGAACAAAUAGGCCAGGAGGCCACGAAGACACCUGUCAUCAUUGACAGAUUCUGGCACAGCACAGCAGCAUAUGCCAUUGCCACAGCAGUGAGCGGUUCGGUGCACAACCUUCCAGAAGAGGGUUCAGAAGUGUACCGUUGGCCCAGUGACCUGUUCCAGCCCAGCCUGGUGGUUGUACUCAACCUGGAUCCUGAGGAGAGGAAGAGGAGGCUGAUGGACAGAGGUCAAGGAAAGACUGAGGAGGAGCAAGAACUGGAUCAGAACCAACUUUUCAGACUCAGAGUGGAGGAGGCUUACCGGAGGAUCAGUGGCCCAGCUUGUGUCACUGUGGAUGCUAGUCCUUCGGCAGACCAAGUGCUCCAACAAGUGCUGCUUUUAAUUAGGGGCAAAUGCCACUUGUAAACAGUUCUCCAUCUCCCCUACUGGCAGCUAAGCAUCAAGUGGACGUAGUACUUAUUUUCACCACUGGGUGCCAGUAAGGUGAUGUGAAUGUGAUAGUAGGAGGGCUGGUGGCCAGAUUGGAGUGUGGAGAGGAGAUCCUACUCAGAAUAAGUAAAGGUUUAAUGGCCAGGGGCCAGAACCGCAUGCUACAAUCAGUAAUACGUAUUCAUGUAGACUUACACACAUACACACAUACACACAUACACACAUACACACCCGCACACACACACACACACACACACACACACACACACACACACACACACACACACACACACACACACACACACACACACACACACACACUUGUCCAGAAGAAGUGUGCAUUUAACUGCUGCUGUGAGCUCUCAGAAAUCAGAUACAGUGUAGCUGCACUUAUUGACAGCCACUUGUAUCUGGACCGACAAAGAGGGAAUGAAGAGAAACAUUUAUACAGUAUAAGCACCAGUCACAGAGAUUAAUUUAAGUGCAUUAACAAGCAAAAUCCCAAAUUUAAAGUAUACAAGAUAACAACAUUGAAAAUAUUUAUGUGAACAGGAUGUAAUUUAUAUUGAGAUAACAGUUAAGCUGUUUUAAAUGAAAGAAAAUGACACUAAAGGUGUGGUUGUGAUCUCUCAUUGAAUCCUUAUGUCUUACAUAAGCCUAUAAGAAGUUGUUCAUUCAUAUAUAUCAGUAUAUCUGUUUCUUACUGGUGUAUAUGAAGUCUAUGAACUUUCUGUGGACACAUGUUUUCUUUUGCAUUUUACUAAAAAACAAUCAUUUUAUGCAGUGUGCUGUGGAUAGCAAUUCCCUUUAGUUCAACUGUGUGAUAUCGACACAAAUGAUACCACUUGCAUUGAUAACCUGUGUGGCUUGUAGUGGAGCUAUAGAGAAUACUGAGAACAUAUAGUGCUGUUUAUACUUCAUGUUCUCAUGGGCACAGACACAUCUACUUGUGUAAACACACACACAAGCAUGCACAUUUACCAAGAGCAUAUACUGUAACUCAUUUAUAUAGGGAGAAAGUGUAUAUUUGGCCUAUGUGAUGGGAAGAUUAAUUGGGGGUUUUAGUAAUUAUGAGCUUGGCAAAGCUGCGGGCUAGAGAAGACAGAGUGACCCAUCUCUUUUACUGUGAUGCAUCAGCAACGCGCCAACCACUGCAGACCCUAUUCAUAUGGCAAUUAAUGGAGCGCUGUAUAUCAAUGUCAUUCCAAUGCUCCCCCACAUAAGCACAUGGAUUACUCCUACUACCAAUUACAGCAAUCCAAUGUUUUACUGAGUGGAGAGGUGCUGUGGAUGCAAAUCUUAGCAUCACAUGUAAUCACAUAAACUAAAAUAAGGUGUCAUUAUGUUUAUGGAGUAUGGAUUCAUGCAUGAGGUAAGUAUCUCAGAACAGUUUACUGAAUUCAUAAGGUCUCAGCUGCCUGGCUACAUGGUAAAUGUGCUGUAUGACACAAAAUGAUUGUAGCUCAAACCUGUGUGGAAUUUUGUUUGCUAUUAGCACAGUAGCCUCUGUCUCAAGAGGGGCCAACAUUUAUGAAGUAGGAGAGCAAAGCAAUUAGGCUUUAUGCAAUUCAUCAUACCUGAAUGCAAAGUUGUGUGCCCGUGGUGUUAGCCAUAUUUCCAUGUCAGAUGUUGUUAUGCUUUGUUAUUCUUGGCAACAAGAAGUGAGUGGUGAUAUCAUGCUAUUACUUCGCCUCAACACGACUGUAAUAUGACAUUAAUGGCCCAUAAUCACAGUACAUUACACAUGCACUGAAAUAAUUUUUUCUCCAUUUGUUAAUAAUGUUUUUCCUUUUCGAAAUAUUAAGGAAUUUCUCAGUUUGUUUUGUCAGAUAGCCAGGAUAUAUACCGAGGUCCUAACCAUAACAACAUCUCACACAUUCGCGCACUGAAUGUCUGUGUUUCAAAGUUGACUAGUUUGAGAAAAAGUUCAUAACUAAUGUCAUCUGCUUCCAUUCUGUGGCCUUACUAUUGAAGUUGCAAGAUAAAAGUCCAAAAAACA
This is a messenger RNA of Scomber scombrus (Atlantic mackerel), 3299 nucleotides long. RefSeq names its product cytidine monophosphate (UMP-CMP) kinase 2, mitochondrial (gene cmpk2). Gene Ontology annotation, molecular function: dTMP kinase activity. Gene Ontology annotation, biological process: dTTP biosynthetic process; dTDP biosynthetic process; dUDP biosynthetic process. The transcript is spliced from 5 exons. The record is from RefSeq and is a predicted model, not a curated record. The coding region runs from base 14 to 1276 and encodes 420 amino acids. Gene Ontology annotation, cellular component: cytoplasm; mitochondrion. Lineage: Eukaryota; Metazoa; Chordata; Actinopteri; Scombriformes; Scombridae.